GCGGCAGCAGGAGGAGAUGCGGGAAGUGUUGCGCGGCCGCUCGGGCAAUCGGCCGGUUUCGGGUGCCGGCGCUCCCCUCAUGGCGCUGCCCGGACCCGCCUGUGCCCGCACCCGCGCCGCGCUGGGGCGGCUGGAGAGAGCGCUGAGCUGCUCUCGCUGCGCCGGCGUCCUGCGGGAGCCCGUGUCCCUGGGGCAGUGCGAGCACGUCUUCUGCCUAUCUUGUGUGGGUGACUGUGUUGGCAGAGAAUGCCCAGUGUGCCACAUGCCAGCGUGGGUGCAAGAUGCACAGAUAAACCGUCAACUUGAUAACAUGAUUCAGCUUUGCAGCAGGCUGCGGCAUCUCCUUGGUGCGGGCACCUCAGAUUCGACAGACGGUAUGUCCACACCGACCAACUCAAAUGUUGGACAAAAGAAUAAGAAGGAAAAGAUAAAAAUGUGGUUCAGCCCAAGAAGUAGGAAGAUUCGAUGCGUUGUGAAUAAGAGUCACUCUAAGACUAAAAGUGAUGACAUUUUUCAAGAUAAGUCUUCAGUUUACGAUUUCAUUUCUUCCCCUCCCCAUGAAAAGCCCGCCAACCUGAUAAAAAAGCCAACACAGAAACAGAGUAAGAAGAUGAAGAAGAAACAUCUAGCAGACAUAAACAAAGUGUGGAGCUUAGAGAAGCCUGAGCAAAAAGGAAGAGUUGAAGGAAAGACUCCUAAGGAGAAGUGUGUGACCAUCUGCAGUCAACCAGUAAUCCUGUACACUUCAGAAUCAAAUAGCCCUGAAGAGACAGUCCAGCAGGAGGCUGUAAAGGAAGCUGACUCCAGCAGAAACACAGAAAAUGUGGAAAUACUGCCACAGGUAAAAUCCUCAGGAAACAGAUGUAACGGUGAGGUUGUGUGCCUUCCACAAGUCAGCAAGGAAAAAAAUUGUAGUACAGAGACAUCGCUGUCAAUAGAAAAUGAAGCUAUGCCUUUAAAACGUGAAAGGGAGCAAUCCAGACUUCCAGUUGCUUCUCAGUCUAAAAGACCAAGAAGAACUGAGAGGAGCAUUAUUGGGAAGCCAGUCAAUCAGGCAGAUUGCUUAGAGGAGUUGCCUCAGGGUAGCCCCAUCUCCCCAGUGACUGAACACAAGACACCAGUUCAGGUUUCUUCCCCUGUGUCCAAACUCACUGACACCACCAUGAAGACACGUAGUUCUGCAGUCUCUCAAGCAAUAAACAGUCCUUCAGAAUCUCCCUCUACCCCAUCUACUUCUAAGACUUGUCAUCAAGCAGAAAUACCACACAGUCCUUCUGUGUUCAAGUUGCCUGGCGGUAACACAGUUGCCAGAAGAAAUUACAAAGGAGAGACUUUACUCCAUGUUGCUUCCAUCAAGGGUGACUUAGCGGCUGUUGAACAACUGCUGAAAAAUGGAGCAGAUCCCAAUGUCAAAGAUAAUGCAGGCUGGACACCACUGCACGAGGCAUGUAAUCAUGGGCACAGAGAAGUGGUGGAGCUGUUACUGCAGUACAGGGCGCUAGUGAAUACUACAGGGUACCAGAAUGACUCGCCGCUUCAUGAUGCUGCCAGGAAUGGGCAUGUGAGCAUUGUUGAGCUGCUUCUUUUGCAUGGUGCUUCCCGUGAUGCAGUUAAUAUAUUUGGUCUGCGGCCUGUGGACUACGCAGAAAGUGAAAAGAUGAAGUCUGUGCUAAUGUUACCAGUGAAGAAUGAAUCAUUUCCACUUAACCAACCCUCUGAGGUGCUGAGCUCCAGCCAGCCAAGAGAUGGACCUCUUGGUAUACUGGGGAGCAAUCUUAGUGUGGAACAACAGAAACAGCUGAACAAACUAACAACAGUUCUGAAGGCUCGAAAAUGUACUGAUUUUAACAGCAGAGUAACUCAUCUUGUUAUCCCUGAUGUUCCAAUGCCAAAAACUGUCAAAUGUAUGAUGGCUAUUCUGACUGGAUGUUGGGUCCUCAAAUUUGAAUGGGUACGAGCCUGUCUACGGACCACAGUUCGAGAACAAGAAGAGAAGUAUGAAAUUCAAGGUGGCCCACAAAGAGGCCGGCUCAACAGAGAACAUCUGCUGCCUAAGUUGUUUGAUGGAUGUUAUUUCUAUUUCUUGGGAUCUUUCAAACAUCACCAGAAGAGUGACCUUGUGGAGCUGGUCAAAGCAGCAGGAGGACAAAUUCUGGUUAGACAGCCUAAACCAGACAGUGAUGUGACACAGACAAUAAACACGGUGGCAUACCAUGCAGAAUCUACUUCUGACCAGAGAUUUUGCACUCAAUAUGUGAUCUAUGAUGUGUCUUCUAAAUUCAAGCCGGAGAAAAUUCGUCAAGGCAAAGUCUGGAUGGCCCCCUCCAACUGGCUUAUAGACUGUAUGAUGUCAUUUCAGCUCCUGCCUGUAAAAUGAGUAUCCGUCUCAUGAGCAGGGUUUUGAAACGUGGGUCUGGAGCAGUUGGCACGCUUUGGUAAACAUUGGUCUGCAGCUGUGAUCUAUGUUUUGCUCUUAGGAAUACAGGAGAGAUGUGACGAUUUCAAUGAGUUGCUAAAAUCACUGAAGCGCUGGAAUAAGAGAGAUAAACACACCUCACUGAAAAAUGUGCCUUGGGUUCUUUAAUAUGCUUUGGUUUUGCAUUUAACUGUAAUAAUCACUGACAUUUUGUAACUAAGAUUGUGCAUAACGAAACCUUUUUCAUUCUUGAUUAGAACCAGCCCUUUGUAAGUAAUAGAGCAUGACCCCAUUUUUUUUGUGUUUAAUAUCCAUUGACAGGGAUCUGCUGUAUGCGUUAUCUCAUCUGUCAGAUGGCAUGUGAUGUUUCUUGAAACAUCCUACAGCAGGAUUUUGAAGGAAACUCUUGGCAUGGGACAAGCCUUAUAGAAAUUGGAGUUGAACUAAUGGCCUGAAUUUGUUUGAGGCAGAUGAUUUUGAAAACACUGUCUUUAAAAUUUAAUCUUGCUCUAAAAUUCCUUAUUAGAGGA
Neopsephotus bourkii (Bourke's parrot) is the source of this 2946-nucleotide messenger RNA. RefSeq names its product BRCA1 associated RING domain 1 (gene BARD1). Gene Ontology annotation, molecular function: protein binding. Bases 17 to 2377 code for a protein of 786 amino acids. The record is from RefSeq and is a predicted model, not a curated record. NCBI's taxonomy places the organism in Eukaryota, Metazoa, Chordata, Aves, Psittaciformes, Psittacidae. The transcript is spliced from 11 exons.